Molecule: messenger RNA, 172 nt
Organism: Sphaeroforma arctica JP610
Lineage: Eukaryota; Ichthyosporea; Ichthyophonida
Exons: 1
Source: RefSeq, a predicted model, not a curated record
ACCGACGACGCAGAAUGGAAUUCACUGAGACGGAACGAUCUGGCCACUACAGCGCAAACGCUGGCGUUCAUCAGAGCCAUUCAUCCUAUCAUAGUUAAGGCCUGGGUAGAGGUCGCCCCCAUCUGCUUUGGCCCUGGAAACGCGCCUGCGUGGAGCAUGAGUCAAUUGCAAU